AUGUCCCGAGGAGGGAGCGCCAACCCGGCUGCCGCCUCCACCUCGGCCUCAGUCCGGAAUCGCUCUGAACAGCCGCCCCGCAGUUUCGCCAACGAGCAGUUCCUGUCCAUUGGCCGCGAGUUGACCCGCUCGAGCGAAGGGGCCGACCCCUCCUGGCAGCUCAUGGCACAGUCCAUGGGCUUCAACAUCUACCGCCACCGAGAAGAGAAAUCAGGACUAUAUGAGUAUAAAAUCUACGGAACGCUUGAAAAUUGUCCCCCUGACCUGUGCGCUGAUGUUUAUAUGGAUUUACACUACAGAAUAAAAUGGGAUGAGUUUCUUAAAGAGCUACAUGAAGACACGCGUGAUGGCAGAACAGUGAUUCACUGGGAAGUGAAGUUCCCUUUCCCCUUGACAAACAGAGAUUAUGUUUUUAUUCAUGAGCGUCAAGAUAUGGAAGUUGAUGGACAGAAGCUCUAUGUCAUAUUGGCUAAAAGUGCCAGUUCUCCUAAAUUCCCAGAAAAGAAUGGGAUUGUUAGGGUAAAGAAUUAUAGACAAAGUGUGGCCUUUCAAAGUGAUGGCAAGAAAGGGUCCAAAGUUUUCAUGUCCUACUUUGAUGAUCCUGGUGGCAAGCUUCCUUCCUGGCUUGUCAACUGGGCAACCAAGACUGGAGUGCCUAAUUUCUUAAGAAGCAUGCAAAAAGCAUGCCUUACUUAUCGCAAGAGGAAAACUUCUUCCUGAAUUCAAACCAAACAGAGAGU
Molecule: messenger RNA, 740 nt
Organism: Anolis sagrei ordinatus
Lineage: Eukaryota; Metazoa; Chordata; Lepidosauria; Squamata; Anolidae
Gene: PCTP
Product: phosphatidylcholine transfer protein
Molecular function (GO): phosphatidylcholine binding; phosphatidylcholine intramembrane carrier activity
Source: RefSeq, a predicted model, not a curated record